AUGAGUUACAAUAGACCGCCUAUGCCAUCACAUUGUCCCAGAACCAACAAUGAUAACCAGGUUGGUUACAAUACAACCAUGGAUGACAUGCCUCCACCAUAUAGUGAGCAUGAUACAUUAAGUGUACCUCCACCUUUACCUUCUAGACCAUUAACUCCUAUUCACACUGGAAAUGAAAAUACACCGCCUUUACCCUCGAGGCCAGGCAGCUCUACAUCGAAUGCAGAUUUUGGUCCACCCUUACCUACGCGACCUACCAGUAACAAUAGUACCCAGUCAAUGGAUAGUUAUUCUUCUAGCAAUAGACGUCGACAGAUACCACCACCUAUUCCUACUAGGUCUACGAAUACUUCUAAUUACUCACUUAAAUAUAAUGAAUCAUCAUCUGCAGAGAGAGCUCAACCUUCUAUUCCAUCAAGAAACUAUGAAAGUAGCAGCCCUUCUGAAUUAAGUGGUCACAGAAGAAGUAUUUCCCCCGAUACUCAAGAUAAUACAAUUACUACACCUAUUAAUAAGCAGAUGGAAAAAAUGACCUUAAACGACAACAAUCCUGUAAAGCAAAUGAUAGAUUUUCAUACUCCAAUCAGUAUGACGGCCCCACCUUCAGAAAUAUUUAAUACUAGGGAGCAUACAAUACCAUUACCAACAAACUAUUGUAAGACUUCUGAAAUUCCAACGGUUGAGACAAAUAAAUUCUACGGGAAUAUGUUCCUGGGUCAGCAAAGAUGUCCUAUCUGGACGCAUCCUUAUUCACUAUGGUUGACUAAAGAAUCGCCAUUCAUCGGGAUCGCAACAACACAUAUCCGUGAAGAGCAACGUGUUUUUGAUGAUAAAAAUGAUCCACCCCAGUUCUUCUUUUCUCCAACCAACAUCAAGGCAUUUGUCUUCAGCUCAUUAGAGUUUUCUAAUGCUACUACUGAUGCAGUCUCGUUAAAUUUUACUGAUGUGAAGCAUAUGUCUGUCCAGCUUCAGUUGAAACUAAAUGACUCUCAAUUUGUUUGGUUUCCCAUUGUUCAGGGUAUGGGUUUCGUGACUGCUAUUUAUUACAAUCUUACUCCAUCCUUGCAAAGUGCUAUUGGAUACAAGUCCCUCAAUAUAAUAUGGUGUAACAAUCAAAUUACUAAAUACCACAUAAAAUUGGAGAAUGAUAUUGUCUGGACAUUAUAUGUAACUUCUCAAGAACCGAUAACGUUAUCUUUGGUAGAAGGACACAGAAUUUCGGCGGAUAGAACAGUCAAUGGUUGUAUAUUUCAAUUAGUUGCCGACACAAACGAUAGUAUAGAUCAGGCAGCAAACUGUUUCCAAAUCGAUGCUGAACUAAAGGCAUCUAUUUUAGAUAAUGAUCCAGCCAAGGCUCGAUACAGUUUCAAUUAUGUAACAAAUGGUAUUUCUUCUUCGGGAAAGCCACUCUUGUACGCUUUACCCCAUCAUAUAGAUUACAUGACAUCACAAACCUUGAGCACUGAGAUUGAUUCUCAGUUGGCAUCCACCGUUUAUGGGAGAAUGUCCGGAUUUAUUACAAAUAAAAUAGAAAUGGAAAUUGCGGUUCCAAAUGAAGUACAAUUUGAACCAUUUUCCACAAUUCCGAAUCGAAAUAAAAAAUAUAGCAAUGAAGUACUGAAUACUAUGAGGAAUGCGGCAAUUGAAGAAACUCAGGGUGAUGUAAUAAAUGAAUCGAACCUAGAUUCAAUGUAUUUUUCAGGAAAGAUACUUGCAAAAUUUGCGUGGAUCCUAUAUUGCUGUCAUUUCAUCCUAAAUGAUGAAGCUUUAGUCUCACAUUUGUUGAAUAAAUUGAAAGGUGCCUUACAGCGUUUUAUUGAUAAUCAGCAAAUAUUACCAUUGGUUUAUGAUACAACCUGGGGUGGUGUAAUAUCAUCUGGGAAUGAAUCACAGGAUUUUGGGAAUCCAUACUAUAACGAUCAUCAUUUUCAUUACAGUUAUCAUGUGAUUGCAGCUGCAAUUGUGGCCAAAAUAGAUAAGGAAGUGUCGGGAAAUAGUGUUUGGUUGGACACAAACAAAGAAUGGGUCGAACUCUUAAUAAGAGAUUAUGCAAAUCCAUCUCCAAAUGAUCCUUAUUUCCCUGUGUUUAGGUCGUUUGAUUGGUAUAAUGGUCAUUCCUGGGCAAAAGGAUUAUUCGAGAGCGGUGAUGGGAAGGACGAAGAGUCAAGUUCAGAAGAUGUAAAUGCUUCUUAUGCGCUCAAAUUAUGGGGUCUUACAACAGCGAACCAAAAUUUAGUUAACAUUGCUGAUCUACAAUUGGGUAUAUUGAAAACGUCCUUAAAUAAGUACUUCUUGUACCAAGAUAAUAAUACAGUUGAACCUGCGAGAUUUAUUCGUAAUAAAGUAAGUGGGAUCUUAUUCGAAAAUAAGAUAGAUCACACUACAUAUUUUGGCAAUAAGAUGGAAUACAUUCAAAUGAUCCACAGUAUACCUAUCAUUCCGCCAUCUUCAUUCAUUAAGUCUCCGAUAUUCGUUAGAGAAGAAUGGGAACAAAUUCUGAGAGAUAUUGUGGAGAGUGUAAACGACGGAUGGAAAGGGAUUAUUAUGCUGAAUGUUGCAUUAUUUGAUCCGAAUUUAUCUUAUAGAUUUUUUUCUGAUCCAAAUUUUAAUAAAGGAUUUUUGGAUAACGGUCAAAGUUUAACCUGGUCAUUGGCAUUCAGCGGAGCUUAUAUAUAA
Maudiozyma barnettii is the source of this 2676-nucleotide messenger RNA. It is a transcript of the gene ACF2, whose product is annotated as endo-1,3(4)-beta-glucanase. The transcript has a single exon. Gene Ontology annotation, molecular function: endo-1,3(4)-beta-glucanase activity; glucan endo-1,3-beta-D-glucosidase activity. Bases 1 to 2676 code for a protein of 891 amino acids. Lineage: Eukaryota; Fungi; Ascomycota; Saccharomycetes; Saccharomycetales; Saccharomycetaceae. The record is from RefSeq and is a predicted model, not a curated record. Gene Ontology annotation, cellular component: cell surface.